ACUCCGCCCCUCCCCCCAGGCUCGCCCCUCGGGGGUCCUGGAGCUGCGGGUGCUGUCGGCGCGGGGGGGUCCCGGGGGUCCCUGCGGGGGGGUCGCCCCUCGUGCCGCCUCCAGUUCCGGCUGUGCCUGCGCCCCCCCGGGGGGAGGGGCUGCGGCCUGGGGGUCGCGCAGAGCCCCCCCGGCCCCCCCCCGCGCCCGGAGCCCCCCCGCACGCUGCGCCUGCCCCUGGCCUUCCCCUGGCCGGGCAGCGUCUCGCUCGUGGUCGAGUCCUGGCGGCUGGAGGAGAGCGGAGCCCCCGGCCCCCCCCUGCGGCUCCUGGGCCGCGCGGUGUCGCGGCCGCGCCUGAGGCCGGGGGGCCCUGGCGGGGGGGGGGCGGGGGGGGGGCUGCGCUUCGGGGCCCGCCUGCGCUGCCCUCCCCCCCCCCGCGCCCCCCGCUGCCCCCGCUGCCCCCCCUGCGCCCCCCGACGCUGCUGGAGCCGCUGCUGCGCCCCCCGGGGGGUGUCGGGGGGGUCCCUGUGCCCCCCACAGCGCCUGCGCCCCCAGCGGCGUCUGCUCGGGUCCCGGCAGCGGCUGCGCCCCCCCGGCGACACCGGCAGCGACCCCCGGAGCCCCCUCCUCAUCCUCGCUCCCGCCGGGCCGGCGCCUCCCGGGCCCGGAGCCGCCCCCGGGGGUCCCCGAGCCACUCCAGGGGGGGUCCCUGCUGCCCUCCCGGCGAUCUCAGAGCCCCUCCCGAGGGUCCCCGAGCCCAUCCCGGGGGUCCCCGAGCCCCUCCUGGGGGUUCCAGGGGUCCCCGCUGCCCUCCCGGGGGUCCUGGGGGUCCCGUACCCCCUCCCGGAGGUGCCCCCCUCCCCGUGCGCCCUCGGGCCCUGCUUCAACGGCGGCGCCUGCGCCCCCGACCCCCGGCCCGGGACCCCCGGGACCCCCCCCGGGUACAGCUGCCGCUGCCCCCCCGGCUUCCGCGGCUCCAACUGCGAGCGCCGGGCGGAUCGGUGUGAGCCCCACUACUGCCUGAAUGGCGGCCACUGUCGCGACUCGCGGGGCCUGUCGCCGCUGUGCCGCUGCCCGCCGGGCUUCUCGGGCCGCCGCUGCGAGCACAACGCGGACGACUGCAGCCCGAACCCGUGCGCGCACGGCGGCACCUGCCAGGACGGGGCCAACGCCUUCAGCUGCACCUGCACGCUGGGCUUCGCGGGCCCGCGCUGCCGCCGCCGCGCCGGGGCCUGCGCGCCCAACCCGUGCGCCAACGGCGGCACCUGCUUCACGCACUUCUCGGGCCCGGUGUGCGCCUGCCCGCCCGCCUUCAUGGGCGGCCGCUGCGAGGAGCCGGUGGGCGCGCCCCGGCCCCCUCACCUGGCCGCAGGUGCGGCGGGAGCGCCCCGGGCGGCGGCGCCGCUGCGCUGUGCGCGCUCCCGCUGCUGCUGCUGGGGCCGGGCGUGGGGCUGGCCGUGGCCAGGAGGCGCAGAGGGGGCAGGACCCCGGCGGACACGGGGGGGACCCCCCGGCUGAGCCCCCCCGGGCCGGAGCGGCGGCCCCAGAGACCCUCGGCCACCAGGGUGUGACCUCAGGUGUGACCUCAGGUGCGCCCCCAUUUCCCAGCAAUAAAAGGAAAAUUUUCGUGGUUUUGGGU
Molecule: messenger RNA, 1627 nt
Organism: Haemorhous mexicanus (house finch)
Lineage: Eukaryota; Metazoa; Chordata; Aves; Passeriformes; Fringillidae
Product: delta-like protein 3
Molecular function (GO): calcium ion binding
Source: RefSeq, a predicted model, not a curated record